Molecule: messenger RNA, 651 nt
Organism: Nannizzia gypsea CBS 118893
Lineage: Eukaryota; Fungi; Ascomycota; Eurotiomycetes; Onygenales; Arthrodermataceae
Product: serine/threonine protein kinase
Exons: 3
Coding region: 1-651 (216 amino acids)
Biological process (GO): protein phosphorylation
Cellular component (GO): cytoplasm
Molecular function (GO): protein serine/threonine kinase activity; ATP binding
Source: RefSeq, a predicted model, not a curated record
AUGUUUCCCAAAAGGAUCCUGAAGCAUCGCGUAAUCCACGAACAUGCUUUGUUCACACUGCAUGGAUACUUUGCUGAUUGGUUGGGUGCAGAUAUCAAGCCUAGCAAUGUGUUGGUGAAUUACAGGCAAGAGAACAAAGAAGGCAGCCGGUUUUCAGAUGUGCAGUUAGCUGAUUUCGGGAGCACUGUUCACAAGGACUCUGACUAUGCUAGACGUGGAGAUCCCAUUGGGACAGCAAUAUUCAGAAACCCAGAGGCGCAAUUAGAGAUGACAUGGGACACCUCUACUGAUAUCUGGUCCUUCGGAACAAUGCUUAUAAGCCUUCUGUACGGGGAAAGGUUUCAUAUAUUCAAACCUGAUGUCCCGGUCGACCAUGAAGAUUAUGAUCUUAAAAUUCUCGUUAAAAAUUAUAGAUGCUUUGGACCCUUCCCGGUUUCUUACGAAGAGAUAGCUGAUGCUCAAAGACUAGGAGUUCUGAUGUGGAUUAUGGAAAAUACCCCUAAACAUACGUUGAAGCCAUUUCAGUACACAACUUCACGAGAGAUUUGCCAGGAGGAUAAGGAAUUUGUGCUGAGAAUAAUGAAGCUUGAUCCGCGAGAUAGACCGACAGCACAUCAACUCUUGGAAGACGAGUGGUUCCACCAAGUCUAA